AUGUCAAAUCCAGAGGGGUUGAUCAGUGAGGCAACUAAAAAAUUGAACAAAAGUAGUGGAUUUCUUGGGUCCAUCUUUGGAGGCUCAAGUACCACAAAGUAUGAAGAAGCAAGUGAAUUAUUCACACAAGCUGCAAACUUAUAUAAACUACAACGUCGAAAUUUUGAAGCUGGUUCAGCUUUCGAAAAAGCCUCAGAGUGUCAAGUUAAAGCAGGCUCACUGGAUGAAGCGUCAAACACUUUAGUCGAAGCAUAUAAGUCGUACAAAUUGGAGAAUCCAAGCAAUGCAGCAAAGUGCCUUGAAAAGGCAAUUGAAAUGUUCAUCCAAAGAGGACAGUUUAGAAGAAGUGCUAACUUCAAAAGCGAUCUAGGUGAAUUGUAUGAGAAUGAACUACAGGAUAUCAAAUCAGCAAUCAAAAGCUAUGAAGAUGCCAGCGAUUGGUACAAGGGCGAUGGUGCAAAUGCCUUGAGUAACAAGUGUCUAUUAAAAGUAGCUGAUUUGAAUUGUGAUGAGAAGAUUAAAGAUUACAAGAAAGCUGCAACAAUCUAUGAACAAAUUGCCAAAGAAUCUCUCAACAAUAACCUGGCAAAAUGGUCAUUGAAGGAAUAUUUCCUAAAAGCAAUCAUCUGCAGACUAGCGGAUAACAAUGACUAUGCAAGUGCAAAUGCGUUAUUAACAAGAUUUUUAUCGUGGGAUCCCAGUUUUGAAACCACUAAAGAAUUUGAGUUUUGUAACUCCUUAAUUGAGGCUGUCAGAUCGGGUAAUGCAGACGAUAUUGCUAUUGCAUCAAAGAAAUUCGACAAGUUUACCAGGCUCGAUGGUAUGAAGAUAAAGAUAUUGAACAACAUCAAGAACAACAUAGUGGAAGCGCCUGUAGAUAUUGAAGAAGAUUUUACUUAG
Messenger RNA from Pichia kudriavzevii, 900 nucleotides. RefSeq lists its product as uncharacterized. The record is from RefSeq and is a predicted model, not a curated record. Gene Ontology annotation, cellular component: vacuolar membrane; SNARE complex. Gene Ontology annotation, biological process: SNARE complex disassembly; intracellular protein transport. Gene Ontology annotation, molecular function: soluble NSF attachment protein activity; syntaxin binding. The transcript has a single exon. Lineage: Eukaryota; Fungi; Ascomycota; Pichiomycetes; Pichiales; Pichiaceae. Bases 1 to 900 code for a protein of 299 amino acids.